Molecule: messenger RNA, 1764 nt
Organism: Aptenodytes forsteri (emperor penguin)
Lineage: Eukaryota; Metazoa; Chordata; Aves; Sphenisciformes; Spheniscidae
Gene: RIGI
Product: DExD/H-box helicase 58
Cellular component (GO): cytoplasm
Molecular function (GO): double-stranded RNA binding; single-stranded RNA binding; zinc ion binding
Source: RefSeq, a predicted model, not a curated record
AUGACCGCGGAGGAGAAGAGGAGCCUGCAGUGCUACAGGCGGCACGUCGAGAGGAGACUGAACCCCGUCUACAUCCUGAGCGACGUGACGCACUGGCUGUCCGACGACGUGAAGGAGAGAGCCCUGGAGGAGGAGAAGGGGGUGACGGCGGCCGCCGCCCUGGUUCUGGAUGCCAUCCUGCAGCUGGAGGCGGAGGGCUGGCUCCGGGGCUUCCUGGACGCCCUGGUUGCAGCAGGUUACACUGGACUGGCAGAAGUAAUUGAGAACUGGGACUUCAGCACUGAAAAACUGGAGUUGCACAGACAGCUGUUGAAGCGGAUAGAAGCGUCAGGGCUAGAAAUUGAUCUGGUAGCACUCAUGCCCUACAUAAACACGUCCCUGAUAGAAAGGGAGUGUGAUGAGAUCAUGCAGGUAGUUAAUGAUACUAUCUUUCAGAUCAACAAGAAUUAUUUUGGAACACAGAAAUAUGAACACUGGAUAGUUGCCACUCAGAAGAAAUACAGACUGUUGCAACUGGCAGAUAAGGAGGAGGAGAGCAGCAUUUGUAGAGACCUUUUCAUUUGCACUGAACACCUUUGGAAAUUCAACGAUGCCCUCAUCAUCAUUGAAGAUGCCCACAUCGAAGAUGCUUUAGCCUACCUAACUGAUUUUUUCACAAAUGUCAAAAAUGGACCACAUACAGAGUUAGAGAAGCAACUGACAGCCAAAUUUCAAGAGAAAAAGCCAGAACUGACUGCCCUUUCAAAAGAUGAGUCAAAUGAGAAUCCCAAGCUGGAAGAGCUUGCUUGCAUCCUGGAUGAAGCACUCCGUUAUAACCUACAGACUCGCACUCUUCUCUUCGCUGAGACAAGAGCCUUAGUAGCUGCUUUGAAGAGGUGAAUAGAAGCAAGCCCUCUACUUAGCUACGUAAAGCCAGAUGUGUUGAUGUGUCGUGGAAGAAGAGAUCAAAAAACAGGUAUGACCCUCCCAAUGCAGAAGGGUGUACUGGAUGCAUUCAAAACCGACAAAGACAGCAGACUGCUAAUUGCUACAUCUGUUGGUGACGAAGGCAUUGAUAUUUCUGAGUGCAACCUUGUUGUGCUCUAUGAAUACUUCUGUAAUGUCACCAAAACGAUCCAAGUCAGAGGUCACGAAAGGGCAAGAGGCAGCAAGUGCAUCCUUGUGACAAGCAAAACAGGAGUGGUUGAGAAUGAGAAACACAACUGUUACGAGGAAGAAAUUAUGAAUGAAGCUAUUGAAAAGCUACAGAAUUAGGAUGAAGCAACACUUGCAAGAAAGAUACAUGACCUGCAAAUGAAGGAAAAGGUAUUAUGAGAUUCCAGGAAGAAAGAAACAGGACCUAAGGUAGUGCAAGGGAACAAAAAUCUCCUGUGUGGAAAAUGCAAAGCAUAUGCCUGCAGUACAGAUGACAUCAGAGUUAUAAAGGAAUGUCAUCACACUGUGCUAGGAGACACGUUCAAGGAGCGUUACGUGACAAAGCCUCACCAGAAACCAGUCCAGUUUGAUUUUUUUGAGAAAAAAAGCAAGAUGCAUUGCCAAAAUACUAAUUGCCAGCAUGACUGGGGAAUCACAGUGAAGUACAAGACAUUUGGUAAUCUACCAGUGAUCAAAAUCAAAAGCUUUGUAGUAGAGAAUGUUGAAACUGGGACGCAAAUGGAUUUUCAGAAAUGGAAAAAUAUUAAUUUUUCUUUGAAGAAUUUUGAUGUUGAAGAAAUGUCUAGCCGAACUCAGCAUUUUAGUGCAUGCAUCACCCUACUGCACUAA